AUGCAACAACCCGAGGAGGGCGUGGCCGCCGUCGAAAAGGUCCCCAGUCAGGUCGCCGCACCAGACAACUUGAACCUCGAGAAACAACCACUUGAAGAUGCUACUUCGACUACCUCCACCUCAAAGAAUGGCUCCAAAAACGGUUCAAAUGGCUCCAAGGGUACACCCAGUUCUGCCGCCCCCGCAGAUGACGAGGAUGCACUCUUCGCCCACCUCCCACCACACGAGCAAGAAAUCCUCAAACUACAGCUCCAUGCACCCCCAGUGACGGUCUCCUGGUUUGGUCUGUACCGAUAUGCAUCGCGCAACGAUCUACUGAUCCUAGUCGUCAGCGGUCUCUGCGCCAUUGUCGCCGGUGCCGCCAUGCCUCUCUUCACCAUCCUCUUCGGCGCAUUGGCUACGGCUUUCCAGCAGAUUACUCUGGCCAACAACGGCAUCGGCAAUUACACUUAUGAUGAAUUCUACCACGAGCUUACCAAGAACGUCCUGUAUUUUGUGUACCUCGGUAUCGCCGAGUUCGUCACCGUUUACAUCAGCACUAUCGGCUUCAUCUAUACCGGCGAACACAUCACCCAGAAAAUCCGCGAACACUACCUCGAGGCCAUCCUGCGCCAGAAUAUCGCCUACUUUGAUAAGCUUGGCGCGGGUGAGGUCACUACUCGCAUCACGGCUGAUACCAACCUUAUCCAGGACGGUGUCUCUGAAAAGGUCGGCCUCACUCUAACCGCUCUCGCGACCUUUGUGACGGCCUUUAUCGUGGCUUACAUCAAAUAUGCCCGUCUCGCGGGUAUCUGUACCUCGACUAUCGUGGCCUUGGUGCUGGUUAUGGGCGGAGGAUCCCGUUUCAUCAUCAAGUUUAGUAAACUCUCGCUGGAAAGCUACGGUGCUGGCGGUACCGUCGCGGAAGAAGUCAUCAGUUCAAUUCGCAACGCGACUGCUUUCGGUACCCAGGACAAACUGGCCAAGCAAUACGAGGUGCACCUGCGUGUUGCGGAACGCUGGGGUACGCGCCUGCAGAUGGCGCUUGGCGUCAUGGUCGGCGCUAUGUUCGGUGUCAUGUUCCUCAACUACGGUCUCGGUUUCUGGAUGGGAUCGCGCUAUCUCGUUGCCGGUGACGUGAAUGUCGGCCAGGUUCUUACUAUUCUGAUGGCUAUCUUGAUUGGUUCUUUCAGUUUGGGCAAUGUCGCUCCUAACGCUCAAGCGUUCACUAAUGGUGUCGCGGCUGCGACGAAGAUCUUCGGUACUAUUGACCGUGUCUCGCCUGUGGAUCCCACAAGCGAUGAGGGAUUGACUCUCGAUCACGUCGAUGGUGAUAUUGAGUUCCGCCACGUUAGGCACAUCUACCCCUCUCGCCCCGAGGUGACUGUCAUGCAAGAUGUUUCCCUGAAGAUCCCCGCUGGUAAGACCACUGCGCUGGUCGGUCCCUCUGGCUCGGGAAAGAGUACCAUUGUCGGCCUUGUGGAGCGCUUCUACCUCCCCGUCGGCGGUAAUGUCUAUCUUGACGGCCAUGAUAUUCAAGAAUUGAACUUGCGUUGGUUGCGUCAGCAGAUCUCGCUGGUCAGCCAAGAGCCUAUUCUCUUUGGCACGACUAUCUACGAGAACAUUCGCCACGGCCUCAUUGGAACUCGUUUCGAGAAUGAAUCCGAGGAAAAGAUUCAGAACCUUAUUGAAGAUGCUGCCAAGAUGGCUAAUGCCCACGACUUCAUCAUGGCUCUGCCCGAGGCUUAUGAGACUAAUGUUGGCCAGCGCGGUUUCUUGCUCUCUGGUGGUCAGAAGCAGCGUAUUGCCAUUGCCCGUGCUGUUGUUUCCGACCCGAAGAUCCUGCUGCUGGACGAGGCGACUUCCGCCCUGGAUACCAAGUCUGAAGGUGUAGUUCAAGCAGCUCUUGACCGCGCUGCUGAAGGCCGCACCACCAUCGUCAUUGCCCACCGCUUGUCUACCAUCAAAACCGCGCAUAACAUUGUUGUCUUCGUCAAUGGAUCGAUCGUCGAGCAGGGAACUCACGACGAUCUCCUGGAACUGGAUGGCCCCUACUUCAAGCUCGUCGAGGCGCAACGCAUCAACGAAGAGAAAGAAGCCGACGCACUGGCCGAUGUGGAAGACGAAGACGAAGACUCCGACGAACCAUACGAGAAACAAGAAAUCGCCCGCAUCAAGUCCUACGCCAGCGCAUCAUCCAGCGGCAAGACUAGGGGACGAAGUCCAACCGACGAAAACCCUUACCAACGAAAACUCCAUCCAACGCGCCGACACCCGCAAAUCCGUAUCCAGCAUGCCGAAUGGAAAUUCCUCGUUGUCGGCCUUUUCUUCUCCAUCCUCGGUGGCGGCGGCCAACCAACCCAAGCCUUCCUGUACGCCAAAGCCAUCACCGCUCUAUCCAAGGGCCCAAGCGAAUACGCCGAGCUACGCAAGGAAGCAAACUUUUGGUCUCUAAUGUUCUUCGUCGUCGGAAUCGCGCAAUUCAUCACUCUAUCCAUUCACGGCGUCGCAUUCGCAUACUGCUCCGAGCGUCUCAUCUGCAAAGCCCGCUCAAAGGCCUUCCGCAUCAUGCUCCGCCAAGACAUCAAUUUCUUCGACAAAGAAGAGAAUUCCACCGGUGCCUUGACUUCCUUCCUCUCAACCGAAACCAAACACCUCUCCGGUAUCAGCGGAACGACCCUCGGAACGAUCCUCAUGACCUCCACCACCCUCCUCGCCGCAAUCGUCAUCUCCCUCUCCUUCGGUUGGAAACUAGCUCUAGUCUGUAUCUCCGUCGUACCCGUCCUACUAGCCUGCGGCUUCUACCGUUUCUACAUGCUCGCCGCAUUCCAGCAGCGCUCAAAGACAGCAUACGAGGGUUCAGCCAGCUACGCCUGUGAAGCUACAUCCGCCAUCCGAACCGUCGCAUCGCUAACGCGCGAGUCAGACGUGUGGUCCAUUUACCACGGCCAACUCGAGGCCCAGGGCCGCGCUAGUCUAAUUUCCAUCUUCAAGUCUUCCCUACUCUACGCCGCGUCCCAGGCCCUGGUCUUCUUCUGCGUCGCGCUGGGCUUCUGGUACGGCGGUUCGUUACUGGGUAAGGGAGAAUACACGACGUUCCAGUUCUUCGUCUGUUUCAGCGAAAUUCUUUUCGGCGCUCAGUCCGCUGGAACGGUAUUCAGUUUCUCGCCUGAUAUGGGUAAAGCGAAGAACGCCGCGUAUGAGUUUCGGAAACUCUUCGACCGGAGACCUGUUAUUGAUACAUGGUCCGAAGAAGGUGAGGCGUUGGAGAAAUGCGAUGGAACGAUUGAAUUCCGCGAUGUUCAUUUCCGAUACCCGACUCGUCCGGAACAACCUGUUCUGCGGGGUCUGAAUUUGAGCGUUUCGCCCGGUCAAUAUAUUGCGCUUGUUGGACCGAGUGGUUGUGGAAAGAGUACGACAAUUGCACUAUUGGAACGAUUCUACGACGCUCUUUCCGGAGGCAUUUUUGUCGAUGGAAAGAAUAUCGCCGAUCUUAAUGUUAAUUCUUACCGGGAACAUUUGGCUCUUGUUUCUCAGGAACCGACGCUGUACCAGGGCUCUAUCAAGGAUAAUAUUCUCCUUGGUAUUGAGGCUGAUGAUAUUGAGGAGGAAUUACUCAUCAAGGCUUGCAAGGAUGCUAAUAUUUAUGACUUUAUCAUGUCUCUUCCUGACGGCUUCGCAACAAUAGUCGGAAGCAAAGGCGGAAUGUUAUCAGGAGGCCAAAAGCAACGCGUAGCAAUCGCCCGUGCUCUCCUCCGAAACCCGAAAAUCCUCCUCCUGGACGAAGCGACCUCAGCGCUGGACUCCGAGUCCGAGAAGGUCGUGCAAGCUGCGCUGGAUGCGGCGGCGAAGGGUCGGACGACGAUUGCGGUUGCGCAUCGACUCAGUACGAUCCAGAAGGCAGAUAUCAUUUAUGUCUUUGAUCAGGGACGUAUUGUUGAGAGUGGGACGCAUUCUGAAUUGUUGAGGAAUAAGGGGAGGUAUUAUGAAUUGGUUAAUCUUCAGAGUUUGGGGAAGACUCAUUGA
Molecule: messenger RNA, 4005 nt
Organism: Penicillium waksmanii
Lineage: Eukaryota; Fungi; Ascomycota; Eurotiomycetes; Eurotiales; Aspergillaceae
Gene: mdr1
Product: ABC multidrug transporter Mdr1
Exons: 3
Coding region: 1-4005 (1334 amino acids)
Biological process (GO): transmembrane transport
Cellular component (GO): membrane
Molecular function (GO): ATP hydrolysis activity; ATP binding; ABC-type transporter activity
Source: RefSeq, a predicted model, not a curated record